Centrocercus urophasianus (Greater sage-grouse) is the source of this 5276-nucleotide messenger RNA. RefSeq names its product dystrobrevin beta (gene DTNB). The transcript is spliced from 20 exons. Gene Ontology annotation, cellular component: synapse; plasma membrane. The record is from RefSeq and is a predicted model, not a curated record. Lineage: Eukaryota; Metazoa; Chordata; Aves; Galliformes; Phasianidae. Bases 137 to 2059 code for a protein of 640 amino acids. Gene Ontology annotation, biological process: synaptic signaling. Gene Ontology annotation, molecular function: zinc ion binding.
AGAUUGGAAGGGAUCUCUGGAGGCCAUCUAGUCUAACUUCCUCGUCGUCCUUUUUGCUAAGUGAAGCAGGAGCUAUCAUAAUGCAAGUGUCCCCUCCAGAUUGCUACAGGUAACAGAGCAGCUUGUUGAGGAGGAAAUGCCAAUGGAAGCCGUCCAGGGUUUACUGUCCCAUCACCAUCACCUAGCAGGAAUGAUUGAGGAGAGUGGGAAGAGGAGGAGGACAAUGGCGGAGAAGAGACAGCUGUUCAUGGAAAUGAGAGCCCAGAACUUUGAUGUCAUCAGACUUUCAACGUAUCGGACAGCCUGCAAGCUGCGCUUUGUGCAGAAGCGAUGUAACCUUCAUCUUGUUGAUAUCUGGAAUAUGAUUGAAGCCUUCCGAGAUAAUGGCCUUAACACUUUGGAUCAUAACACAGAGAUCAACGUGUCUCGACUAGAAACAAUCAUUUCAUCCAUCUACUACCAGCUCAACAAACGCCUUCCUUCUACUCACCAAAUCAGCGUAGAGCAAUCCAUCAGCCUUCUCCUCAACUUCAUGAUAGCAGCGUAUGACAGCGAGGGCCAUGGGAAGCUGACGGUGUUUUCAGUGAAAGCAAUGUUAGCAACAAUGUGUGGUGGCAAAAUACUGGACAAACUAAGAUAUAUUUUCUCUCAAAUAUCAGAUUCAAAUGGACUGAUGAUAUUUUCCAAGUUUGAUCAGUUUUUGAAAGAAGUCCUAAAACUUCCAACUGCUGUGUUUGAGGGACCUUCUUUUGGAUACACAGAGCAUUCUGUACGGACGUGCUUCCCACAGCAAAAAAAGAUCAUGCUGAACAUGUUUUUAGACACAUUGAUGGCUGAUCCACCUCCUCAGUGCCUUGUGUGGCUGCCUCUCAUGCACAGACUUGCCCAUGUUGAAAAUGUCUUCCAUCCUGUGGAGUGUUCCUAUUGCCGCUGUGAGAGCAUGAUGGGCUUCCGGUACCGGUGCCAACAGUGCCACAACUACCAGCUCUGCCAAAACUGCUUUUGGCGUGGCCAUGCCAGCGGGCCUCACAGCAACCAGCACCAGAUGAAGGAGCAUUCCUCUUGGAAAUCGCCUGCGAAGAAGCUGAGCCAUGCAAUCAGUAAAUCACUUGGCUGUGUACCAAGCAGAGAACCACCUCGUCCCGUGUUUCCUGAGCAGCCAGAAAAGCCACUUGAUCUUGCACAUAUAGUUCCCCCUCGACCUCUGACUAACAUGAAUGACGCCAUGGUGACCCACAUGUCCUCCGGAGCACCGACACCAACAAAGAGGUUGCAGUGCAAGGCGGACGCUGCUGGCCAGUUAGCUGAUGAGCAUGCACUGAUUGCAACUUAUGUGAGCCGGCUGCAGCGCGGGGCACGUGUGCUGGACAGCCCAGGCCGGCUGGAUGAGGAGCACCGCCUGAUCGCCCGCUACGCAGCCAGGCUGGCCGCUGAGGCCAGCAACACGCCUCGCCCACCCACAGACCUGGGUUUCAACUUCGAUGCCAACAAACAGCAAAGACAGCUGAUAGCAGAGCUGGAAAACAAAAACAGAGAGAUACUGCAGGAAAUCCAGCGUCUGAGACUGGAGCACGAGCAAGCCUCACAGCCCACGCCAGAGAAAGCCCAGCAGAACCCAACGCUACUGGCUGAGCUUCGGCUCCUGCGGCAGAGAAAGGAUGAGCUGGAACAGAGGAUGUCUGCGCUUCAGGAAAGCAGAAGGGAACUGAUGGUGCAGCUCGAAGGGCUGAUGAAGCUACUCAAAGAAGAAGAGCAAAAACAGGCAGCGCAAGCAGCGGGCUCGGCGCACUCGUCCCCCACCCACGGAGCCGGCCGCCCGCUGCCCAUGCCCGUCAGAUCCACCUCUGCUGGCUCCACACCAACACACGGCCCCCAGGACAUCGGGGACAUGCAAGAAGCUUUCACACAAGGUACAAGGAGGAACCUGCGCAACGACCUGCUGGUGGCCGCUGACUCCAUCACCAACACGAUGUCAUCGCUGGUGAAGGAGCUGCACUCAGCAGAGGAAGAAGAUGAAGAAGAAAUGGAAAAAAUGCAGAACGGGAAGGAUCAAGGUUAGAUGGACGACCACAGGCUGUACAGCAAUUCAGGUGAGCCUGGACAUUUCUCUGCCAACCUUCUGCUUUCUCCUUCCUUUUAUGCUUCUGUACAAGACGAGGAGAGUUUCCCUCCCGCCACUCUGCACCUAUUCCAAAGGAUGCUGGGUUUUCCUAGUUAUGACCUAAUUCAGCUCCUGCUACAGACAGUGGGAAAGCAUCAUUAACUUCAGUGAAAGCAGAAUUACCGCCGUUAUCUUUUCUUUUAUUAGCAUUACCUUUACACUGAGAGGCCUCCGCCAGGAAAUCGGAGUCUAUUGCGACGGACGCUAUCCAGAUGUACUAAAAAUACAAUCUCUACCCUCAAAGAGCCGGCACUGUGUGUUAUAAUAAGGCACAGCAGAUGGACAGACAAACAGGUGCUGGGGAGCAUGAGACUGUGUCGGCGGAGAAAGGCUGAGCCUCGCGCUCACAAUGCCUCCGAGGCACCUGGGGCAGAUCCCUAUCACUUCCCCACUGAAAAACGUAGGAGGGCACCGGGUUGGGUUUCCACUCUGCAUAGUAUUUGCCUGAUGCGCAGUGCUGAUCUCUGAGCGCUGGCAGUGGGAAGGAGGAGGGUUCCUGCAGCCAAAACACGCGGCGUGGGCGCAAAUGUGGGUUCGCAGAGGUCGAUGGGGAUCCCAUUCCUGGGUCUUCUUCCAUUGUGCUGGAAGCUUGCACACUGAUGAGAAUCCAGAGAGCAGAACAAGAAUCCCACCUUCACAUUGUCCAUUGGGAUCCAGCCCAUGUUGGCCAAAUAGAAUUAGGCACAACUGCUGCAAAACACAAUUCUGCAUGAUAAAACUGGCACCAUUGCGCUCUGAAGGUAAUUUGCAAAGCACAGAAACAAAGCUUUUGCCCUUUCUGCCUCCCUGCCAUUUUAGUAAUGGAUAGAGAUAACCUGAAAGCAGCUUCAGAGUUUCUCUGAUAGUUUUUACAUUAGAAAUUCAAGUCCUGUCUCGGCUGGGAAACAAUCUGGUAACUGAAGAUCUUGAGUGAAAUGAUGCCAUUAGAGGGGAUGUAGGCAGUGUGGAGCUCUUUGUGCUGUCUAUGCACGGCAGUCCCUUUGUGCCCCUUGGACGCUAAUGGCUGCUCUGCACUUUGCUGUAUGGGGGGCAGCUGGGACAAGGCUGUCCCUUGCCACGGAACAGGGGCUGAAGCACCAGGGGUGAUGCUGAGAAGCAGAAAAUGGAGAAAAGUGAGACAAUAAAGGCAAGAAACUUUUUCAGGGCUUCUUUAUCCUCCAGAAGGGGCGAAGAAUGGAACUGAAUGGUCUUUAGGGACCCUUCCAAACCAACCCAUUCUGUGGGUGUUCUUCUUUCGGGUCCCUCCAACCCAAACCACUCCGUGAUUCUGUGAUUCCAUGGUUUAAUGCUGUGGGCUCAGUCUCUGUUUCCUAUGGUGCAGGCGCAGGGGGCUCUCGAUGAGCUCGUGACCGAAGACGUCCCCGCGCCGCUGGGAGAGCCGCGUUCCGGCCGACCCACCACCAUCGCGCGACUGUGAUCGACGCUGACCUCCCACCGGCGCCGGCAUUCUCCCAGCCAACCGAGGGGUUUCCCCGUGGGCAUUUGCCUCUUAGGCCAUUGCAUGUACUGUUUUCCUCAGUGUGUUUACUAACGAUAAUCAGACAGUGCCCCAUCGAACUCUGCCAUUUGCGGGAGGUUCAAGAAAAAGGCAAUACUCCCCGCUCCCGCUACGCAUUCCGAUCUGUUGGAUUUCCCACCCAACAGCGGCACCAUCGCAUCUCAUGCUGGCUGUUUCCUCUUGGCUCCUGCCCUUUGCUGUGCAUGACAAAAAAUGAGGUUUGCACCAUUGGGGUCUCUUUGCGUGUAAAGCAGGGGGGACUCGUGAGUGUGGACGGUUCAGACCCACCUAGAAGCACCGCUCCGCUGUCGGGUUGCUGUUGUGUUUGAUGUUACACUGUCCUCUGUAAGUGAUGGCGUGUCAGGGAGGAACAAGCAGUGGGAGGACCCCAGACCAGUGCCUCUUCUUUAAACUGUUACCAAAUGUCCCCUUGCAGGCAGGGAAUUCGGGGAUGAGUAGCUUGGGUUGGCAUCAGCAUCUCUGUGUUCAUUCUUGAGAGGAGAGCUGGGUUUUGUUUAAAACUAAGAGAAAGAGCAGAGUUGUGUAGUCUGAGGCUGGGAGCUCACCGCCGUCUGGGUGCUUAGGAAACGUUGCAAUCAGUUCCAAUCACACCAUUUCGGGGUUUUUUUUUUUCCCCUCGGUGUUCUGGAAUGUUAUUUUUAGUGGAAGGAGCUGAGUGCCCUAAUGCAGCCAUAAAUAUUUAUCAGGGGUGAUGAAUGGGAAGCAGCGAUAAAGCCCGAAGCCAACGGCAGCCAGUGCGGCACGGAGAGCGCUCGUUGGGUACCUGCAGCCCUUUGGGAGAGCAGAAAUAAACAGACGUGGUGGCCACAGCCUGAGCCAAGUGUAAAUAUUGUGAGCGAGCUGUCAGGGAGGGGAGAGGAGUGAUGAGAACCCGACUCAGCGCGUGCACGGCUCAUGAAGCACGGAUCCGCAGGGCACCCUUUUUUUGUAUUGUUGCUCACUGCAUGACCUCCCCUUCUUACUUUGGGGGAUAGGGGUCAGUGCAUGGUGCGGCGGGUUGGGGUUGGAUUUGGUGACCUUUGAGGUCUUUUCCAACCGGAGUAAUUCUGUGAUUCUGUUUAGGGAUGUGGUUAGCAGGCACGGUGGCGAUGGGUUGGCGGCUGGACACGGUGAUGGUGGAGGUCUUUCCCAACCGCAAUGAUCCUGUGGCUAUGUAGGCAGCCAUGGUGGUGCUGGGGUGACAGCUGGACGCAAUGACUCAGCUUUUCCAACCCUCAUCCAUGUUGGGAAGCAAACCCUACAGCUUGCUUGUGCUUAACUGGGAACAUUGCAAACCUUCUGCUUGCCUUCACGAUCACCGCCUUAACCCCUGCAGGAAGAACACUGCAGACCACGCUUUCUCCAAGCUGCGAGCUGUGCCAUCAUGGUUCCAGCACGUGUGCAUCUUUCCUUUCAAAUUUGGGGUUCAUUUCUUGUGCACACCAUGGGGUUUGGUGGCUCAGUCGGCACCGGUGCCCAGAGCGCGUGGUGGGGAGGAUGGGAGUGCCAUUGGUAAGAACCUGUGAACUGGAAGCCAUGUUCUGUCAUCUGCCAAAUACUGAAUAAAUUCAUCUCAUCCCUACAGGGUGUUUCGUCCCUCAGCCAUGUGAAAAAGAA